AUGUCAAAGCCCAAGCCAGGUCUUGGCAAGGGCAUUGCCCGCACACUCGCCCACUCCCACUCUGUACCGACCGCGCCGACAGCUGCCAUUCAUCCCCCAGUCCCUCUGGCACCCAUCUUCUCGACUCCAUCGCGGUCAUUGCACCUGUCUUCUCUCCCCCGUCCAUCACCAUGGACACCAGCCGCUGUACAAACCCACUUGGCUCUGCUUCCCCUGUGGGACGCUCCAGAGUUUGGUCGUCGUACUUACGUCACGGCCACUUCACCUCUGAGAGCAUCCACAGUUGAAGUAACCUCUGCGGGGACGUUUGUUCCGCCAUACCACCCCACCUCUCUCUUGUCCGUGUCCGACAGGCCACAAGUCUUCUUCAAUGAGUUCUACAAUGUCCCGCCGCCACCGCCGCCGCCGCCGGCCAUGGUACUCCGCCCCUCGCCACCGCACCCUGCGGCAGCACCUCAGCAACCUCGCACAUCUCAAGCAGCGCAUACCAUCAUUUCGCCGUCUCCACAGCCACAGAAUGGGCCCUCGCCAUCGCCCAGUCCACCCAUCACGUUUCUGGGAAUCCGUCCUGAUGAAGUCGACUUUCAAAACGCAGCUUCCAUCCCGGACCCGAACAACCUCAGUGUCUACUCGUCCAACCUGAUAUUCCAUUUGGGAGCGAGCGGGUGCCCCAAAGAGCGAUCCCCGACCCCUCCUCGUCGCAAGCAAGCAGCAACGACCCCUCCUCCUCCCCGGCCCCGUUCCUUUCCAUUACCAGACGUGACACCCCCAACGAAUCUUCAGUCGACAGCCGUUGGCGAAGACUCGUACUUUGCGCGAGUCGAUGGUGUGUGUGUCGCCGACGGUGUUGGAGGCUGGUCUCGGUCCGGCAAAGGGGCCGACCCCGGCCGCUGGAGUCGCCUCUUGACUCACUUUUGUGAGGAGGAAGUUGCACGCUGGUGGGCGGGUGCGGAUGAGUAUAUCGCCACCGACGAGGAGGUUUCUGGUUGGGCAGCUCGCGCAUGGAAGCGCGGUUCCGAAGGUGGACGUCACCGUCGCCCCCUCGACCCAGUCGAGAUUAUGCAGAAGGGCUUUGAAAAGUGUCUGGCCUGCGCAGCGUCCGAGGGUAUCUACGGCUCGUCAACAUGCCUGUUGGCUUUGCUUCACCACUCGACAUUGCUGGUUGCCAAUGUGGGUGACUGCAGCCUCCUUCUCAUUCGCCGUGGAGAGGUGGUGUUCCGAACGUCGGAGAUGCAGCACGCCUUCAACUUUCCCAUGCAACUCGGCACCCACUCGCGUGACGAACCCAUGAAGGACGCCAAGCGAUAUGACAUCCCUGUUGAAAAGGAGGAUGUUGUCAUUGUGGGCAGCGAUGGCCUCAUGGACAACCUGUUUGACGAAGACAUUCUGGAAACACUUUCCGAGUUUGCGCCACCCGAAGGCUCCUCGCCUGCCUCCACCUUACCUCCCUUCUCUCCUCAGCUCGUUUCUGAAGCGCUUCGCGACCGAGCUCGGCUAGUGUCGGAGCAAAUGACCGCCACGACGCCGUUCAUGGUGCGAGCCAUCGAAGAGGGCAUCGACUUUGUGGGUGGCAAAAAAGACGAUAUCUCCGUCCUCGUCGGCGUCAUUGGCGACCGCGACGGCUUAAACUUGACGUUAGACGCCAGUGCGCGUUAG
Molecule: messenger RNA, 1656 nt
Organism: Apiotrichum porosum
Lineage: Eukaryota; Fungi; Basidiomycota; Tremellomycetes; Trichosporonales; Trichosporonaceae
Exons: 3
Coding region: 1-1656 (551 amino acids)
Source: RefSeq, a predicted model, not a curated record